Molecule: messenger RNA, 1835 nt
Organism: Notechis scutatus (mainland tiger snake)
Lineage: Eukaryota; Metazoa; Chordata; Lepidosauria; Squamata; Elapidae
Source: RefSeq, a predicted model, not a curated record
CCCCGGUGCACGCGAUGUCCUUGGCUCUCGGCUACAAUGGAUGGUUGUUGUUAAAUUUUAGACUGGCAGCACUUCGGGAAUCCCAGCAAGUGGCUUUCAGUAGCGAGAUCCUGGACACUCUGCCAAAAUUGUACACCAACCGAGAAGAACAGGUUACUCUUCACCUGGAAUGUCGGGGUGGAUCUGGUAAAAGUUGCCACGGAGCAGCUCAUGUAACAAUCCAGUUUGAGGGAAAACACAAAAAUGAAGCCGUCAACCAGCAACUGCACAUUUUGGAGAAAGAAAUGAAGCACCUGCAGGCAGAAGCUGCUCAGAUGCCUCCUCUGAAUGUUGUAGGAGCCGCCGUCUACGUGGAGAACUUCAUAACAGGUUUAAUCAAUAUCUAUAAGCUCCAGCCUACACCAAGGAUUCAACGGAUUGGCAUCAGUCUGUUCUUCGCAGUGGUGGAAUACGUGUGCGACGAAACGCAGCGUCAUCCCCCAUCGAGGCAAUUCUUCACUUCCUGCAUCGAGGUCCUUGGCCAAGUGUUCAUCGCGGGGACCAAGUCUGAAUGUCAGCGGGUUUUACAAACCAUUCUGAAGAACCGAAGACUUUGCACGCUGCUCUCCCCUUACUUCACUCCUGUUGCCUCCCCGGAGGAAUUUGUCAGCUUGUACGAGAAAGUUGUGGCUUUCCUGGGUGACGACAACAGCGAUGUCAUUUUCAUGCUUCUGACAAAGUUUGACCUCCUGGAAUGGUUGCAGAGUUCAAAACCCGCCCUGUCGGAGCGUGGCCAGCUCUUGGAGUCCAUCCACGUGGGUCUCAAGACUUGUGGCUUUGAGCCUGAGAAGGACAUCUUAAUGCCUUUUUCCAUCUUCUGCAAACAUGGGGUUUGCCUUCUCCAGUACCAGUUUCCUGACCACUACAGUAGUUUUUUGAGGCUCCUUCUUCAAAACACGUUUGUUUUGGGCGAGUGGGAAACACAGAAAGCUAAGAACAAUUUCCAGCUUCUGAGUUGCCCCCUUUGGAAUUCCUUUAAAAAGUUGGUCAUGUGUAGCUGGAAGCAAUUCACUAGAAGUCUCUCUCUUUCUCUCUCCUUUUCAGCUUUGCAUUACCUGUUUUUAACUACCAUUCAACUCUUCAAGCCAUGGCUGGAGGUUUUAGAGGGGGAAGAGACAAGCAAACAGCGCUGCUAUCCAUGGCUGGAAAGUGAUGCCUCCAUUGCAUCAACUAUGGUGGAAUUGUUUGCAUCCAGCAUCGCCGUUUUACACAAAGGUUUUAAAGAUAAGGUGCUGCCAAGCGACCCUGGAAUCCUUUGGCUUCUUGUGAUGCACUAUUGCGAGUCGUACACGGCACCCAAAAUGCCGGAGCACCUCCUUCACAUAUUCCACAUGGAAUUGGGCCGCCUCCCCUGGAAGGAAGUUCAUCCGGAUCAGCACCUGAUGGAGGAAUUCUUUAAGGUAGAAAGAGGCAGCCCCAAGAGUUGUUUCCUCUUCCUGGGCUCGGUGCUGUGUGAGGUGAAUUGGGUCAGUGUCCUCGCUGACGCCUGGGAUCCCAGUCCGCCCCCGGACACCCACAGCCUGAUCGUGUGCCUGCUUUAUAUGGUGAUCCUGCUGGCCAAAGAGGAAGAGCUGAUCACCAAAGAGCAAUCUCCGCUGCUCAACGUCCUGGGCCAGACCAGCUCCCUUCCCUGGCAUCACAUCAACAUUGUGUCCUAUCGGAGCAUCCUGGGUUACUUCAAUAGCCACUACCCUCCCUCCAUCCUGCUGGCCAAGGAACCGGCGGCUGAACUGGUGGUGAAACUCUUGAAGGUGUCUGCCGGCUUCAGCACCGCUUUGGACAGCAGCGGGCAUGUU